Ambispora gerdemannii is the source of this 777-nucleotide messenger RNA. Lineage: Eukaryota; Fungi; Glomeromycota; Glomeromycetes; Archaeosporales; Ambisporaceae. The record is from the annotation of a GenBank genome assembly.
AUGAUUUUUCGCCAACUCACAAAAACACUUAGUUUGCGCAUUAUAAAAUCACAUGUUACUACUUUACAAGUCCCGUUUUGUCGUGCCUUCGGCAGCACUCCACACUGUUUAGCAGCUGUUGAAUCAGUAGAAGCUAAGCGAACUCCUAAAAAAGAAAGUUCACCAAAGAAGGCUAGCUCUGCUGCUGUUAAAACCAAGACUGCAAGAUCAAUCUCGAAAACAAAAAAAGAACCAAUUCCAAAGCCGGAUGAAGGCCCUAAAAAGCCUGGUAGCAGCUACAACUUUUUUUAUUCAGAAAAAAUGCAAAAGAUCAGAGCCGAAAAUCCUAGUAUGCGAGUUUCUGAGAUCAUGAAAAAAGUUGGGGAUUUGUGGUCAAAUUCAUCGGAAGAAGAAAAGAAGCCCUAUCAAGAAAAAUUUACACAAGCAAAGCAGAAAUACGAUGAGGCUUACAAAAAAUGGUUCGAGUCAAUGACCAGCCUCGACAUUAUUCGUCAGAAUGCACUUCGAAAAGCUCACAAGAAGAAGCCUAUGAAAGACCCAAGUUAUCCGAAAAGGGCAGUGAGUUCCUACAUGAUAUUUAAUAAGUGGCUACAAACACAGCCUUCUGCUGCCAACAUUGAAAGUAUUACAGAGAGAGCAAAAUAUGUCGCCGAAGAAUGGAAGAAGCUAUCCCCGGAAGAAAAAAAGAAAUGGGAAGACCUUUACAUGAAAGAUAAAGCACGCUUUAACGCCGAAGUAAACGAAUACCAGAAAAAACUUGCAAAUCUCCAUGUUUAA